Molecule: messenger RNA, 1219 nt
Organism: Rhagoletis zephyria (snowberry fruit fly)
Lineage: Eukaryota; Metazoa; Arthropoda; Insecta; Diptera; Tephritidae
Source: RefSeq, a predicted model, not a curated record
UCUGCUUCGCUCCAGCCAGGAGACGGUGGCGGAGUCGGUCUCAGGCAGUACCAGCCAUAGUACUCCCAACCACAGCCCCUCACGAACCCACAAAACCAGUGCGAGCCAACGCACUGGGGGAUCGACAGCGGGGAACUUUGAUGCACCAUCAUCAUCGGCAACUGCGAGUCAACGCAAGAAUGCAGGUCGCGUACCUGAGGCCUCAUGCUCCUCUCUGGCGAGUCGUCAGAUGAACAUGCGCCCAUCAGGAAAGGCGACUCCUAUAUCUACCAAAUCGACACCUUCCGCCUCCAGUACCUCGAGACCGCAGGCAUCGGGGGCCAAGUCUGCACUACCGACAGCGGUAAAUGCCAAGACCUACAGGAAGGCUAAAUUCAUCCUGAAAAAGAUUGCGCAGAACCAGGAGGAGGGCAUCCUGAACGUGCGCGACACUGACGACCGGAAAAAAUACGAGGCGAUCGUUGCCGCCUUUGAUAGUAGCAAAGCGGCAAAGUCUCGCGUGGAGGCGGGCAAGACGAACAAACGCAACCGAUCGCGAGACGACACCUCUAACGCUCCGAAGAGAAGCAAAGAUGCGAGUGGCGUAUCCCAACCCGUAGCGCAAGGCCCGCUGAAGUACAGCGAUAUAGUGAAGGACCACCUGAGUGUCGCACUUAUAGACGAGUCGUCUAACUGCGGCAAACCAGUCCUCGAAAAAUGGCCAGAGAUCGAGGUCCGGCUUUCGGGUUUGGCGAUGGAAAGUACCCUAGCCAACCCCGAGGGCCCGAUACCGCGGUUCGAUUCUGAGGAGGUCAUCAGAGGUCAUAGGGUGAUCCGAUGCGAGGACGAGUUCUCCAAGGAAUUCCUGCGCAGGAGCAUCACUGAGAUCAGCGAUGCUUGGUUGGGCUUAAAGCUCAAACUUAUCCCGGCGAAGGACAUUCCGACGAGACCCCGUGCCCGAAUCUGGUUGCCCAACAUGAGGAUGGAUAGGGCUAAACUUCUACAAUACAUCGCCAUUAUGAACCCCCGUGUCCCUAUGACUAACUGGAGCGUCCUGAAAUUCGAGGACGUAAAAGCAGUUAGCCAACCCGUGCUGUUCCUCAUCACUGAGGAAUCAGCAAAGGUCCUAGAGGAGCUAGGCUGCAGAAUCCACUUCGGCGUGAGACACGCCAAAGUGAAAAUCUUCCGGGGCAGAGAACCCGACGACGACAACGAAGGCGAAGAACCGCCCCCGGAGUAA